Giardia duodenalis is the source of this 1440-nucleotide messenger RNA. RefSeq lists its product as uncharacterized. Lineage: Eukaryota; Fornicata; Diplomonadida; Hexamitidae. The transcript has a single exon. Bases 1 to 1440 code for a protein of 479 amino acids. The record is from RefSeq and is a predicted model, not a curated record.
AUGGCUCUGUGGACUACACAGUUCGCUUUAAGCGCUGGUGACGAACAUAUGCGCGCAUUGGAAGACAGGAAUAAACACCUGCGGCAGAAACUGGCCGCUUUGCGACUCGAGUUGACAUCGGCCAAGUCCAUCAAAGACAAGCGGGAAAAGGAUCUGAAGGCCGCCUACAAAAAACAAAAAGAGGCUUAUGAGCAGAUGAAGCAAAAAGGGUGGUCAGCAGAGGCUGAGCUGAACGGCCAGCUUGCUGUCCUGGAGGCCAAGAAGGAGUCUCUCAUUAUGACAAAAGAGAUUAUGGAACAAGAGUACCAUGACCUUGACGACAUCUGGAAAACUAACAAGGACUCGUUAGAUGCACAACUGGCGUUUCUGCAAAGCAAUCUCAAGGGCAUGGCUACCGAGAAAGCCAACAUGCGCUCGGUACUUCGGGACGCCAAGCACAAACUUAGGCAUUACUUAAAGGAGUGCGAGGGUCUGCUAGAUGCCCAGAAGGACCUUGAACAUUCCAUUAUCGAGGCACUUAGUCUUGCCCGCGCCUUUGUUGUUAGAAAGUUGGCUACCAUUGUCCAGGACGAUGUCGUGCUUGCUGAGCUGAAGGAUCACUACGAGAAGGAAGUCGCAGUGCUUUCCAGUCGUCCUGGACAAACUGCUACGGGUAAGUGCAGGACUUCUGAUCUUGUCAGAAGCGAGCAAAAGACAAGCCCUGCUGAUUUAGUUACUAGUACAGACAGAUCCAAGAAAGCCAAGGAGGACUCGCGGCCCAAAUCGGCAGUAUCGUUUACUACCGUUAGUAAUACAAGCCCAAGGAGUAAGGUAUUGAUAGAGGAUCUGGCAUGUGAACCGGCUGUGCCACCUGCGCCACUCACUCUCACUCCGGCUAAUGCUAGAGCAGAAGCAGAAGACCAGACACCGGGAGAUACAGAUCCGCUAAGCACAACACUGCUAAUUAGGAAUGCUUUAGAGAAAGAUAGUAGUGAUUACUACCGUCGUCUUCUCAACGAGGAUGCGAUUAGAGAAUUUUGUUUGACCAGUAAAGAGGAGCAAUCUUCUACUAGUGCAGGAUCAUACAUGAAAAAGCUUCUUCGUCCCUCAGUGCAGGACUGCACAGAGUCGUAUCCUGCAGACAAGCCAACGACAUCCGGUCCCAGAGCUGCUUCGUCGUCCAAGAAGGCCAAGAGAAGCUCCUCCUUGAAACGCCGUGCCCAGCAGAUCAAGAAGCACAACAAGCAAUAUCUAGACCAGAUGGCUCUGAUAGAUAUCCUUACGGAGCAAAGGAAGACCCUUCAAGACAAGCUCAUCAACAUCACAAACAUCCGGGGAGGAACAUACACCAAGGCGUCGACGAUAAUGAUGAUCCGCAAGCAAAUCGGAGAGCUCACAACAGAGAUAGAAGGGCUAAUCCAGACCCUUCCAAACAUCUCCCCCGUCCCCAAGACGACCUGA